CGCAAUGUUGCUCGCGUAUUGCACCAUGACGCUGGACGCAUAUUGUAGACCUGUGGUAUCUGAUGUGAUCCUGGCGGACUUGUAUAUAUCGAAGAGAUGAAAAAGGCACCUGCCAUGACAGAGUCACGGAAACAUGGACGAGCAAAGUUUCCCCAUAUUCGGAGAAGAUGGCGCGGCCUUUGGAUCCAGACACUCCAACUCUGAUUCUUGACAACAUGUGCACCCAGUCGAUGUCCUCGACGCGACCAUCUACUCUACUCCGUACACUCAGAUCAGCCCAAUAACGCGCCCGGACGGUAUCAGAAACAAUCAGGAUGAGCGAGCCAACACAACAGCAAAAAGCGAAUCUAGCCCGUAUCAGGGACAACCAGCGAAGGUCCCGCGCUCGCCGAAAGGAAUACUUGCAAGAGCUUGAGACCAAAUACCGAUCUUGCGAGGCGGUCGGGGCAGAGGCAUCAGCCGAGAUACAAGCAGCAGCACGAAAGGUGCUGGAUGAGAACAAGCGGUUGCGCCGACUGUUGCGACAGCAAGGCUUCAGCGAUGCAGACAUCGACGGUCCUGAGCACGACGAGUUUGCUUCGUCCCCUUUGGCCGCCGAGAUGUUAGACGUCAUGCUGGUCACACGCAAACCAUGCAGACCGUCUUCGGGCUCAGGCUGUGGUGACAACCAAGUGUGCAAGACCGAGGAUGAAGACGAUGAUGAUGACAUGGACUCGAGGCGACAGAGCGUCAUCUCAGCACAUACCGCCGCCCCGGGACAUGUCGCUCCUCGGCAACAGAAACAGCAACACCAGCGACCCAUUGCUCUCGCUCCUGCUCCUGCUCCUGCUCCUGCUCCUGCUCCUGCUCCUGCUUCUGCUCCUGCUCCUGUCAUCGCGCCGCUGCCGAAACAGCUAUCUCACCAACCCAUGGCACAGCAACGACAGCCACAACAUGUUUCGAUGCACCACCAACAACAGCAACAACAUGACCCGCUUCAGAACGAGCCGCACAUGCAAUUUCAAGGCCAGCUGUCUCAGUAUCAGCAGGUCCAGUCUCAACAACAGCAACCCCAAUUCUUCAUGUCACCACCCUCGCAUAUUCUGGCAACUCCCGUACCUCAGCCAAAUGCACAAACAUCACCUGGAGCGUUUGUCCAAGAUUAUCCCCUAUAUGCGCCGCAGCCCUUUGGCUAUGGAGUCCCACAAUCCCAACUGCUUGACUGGGAUAUGGCGGCUGUCGAAGGCAUCCCACAGACUGGGAACUAUACGACUCCUGGGCAUUACCCUUCCCCCACGCCUGGCUUCUCGAACGCAAUGUCAUACACAUCGCCUACGCAAACAUCAAUCUCCGGAUACCACGGACAAGACAAUACUUCUUCGUGCUUCACGGCGGCUGAUGCCAUUCGUACUUUGCAUGUUGGAGCAGGUGCCGAAGUCGAGACGGCACUCGGAUGCCGUGACAAUAGCAAAGACUGCCGUGUUGACAACGCAACGGUUUUUGAUCUCAUGGACCAUUACUCUGGCGUCCAGAGUCAACAAGGUGGCAUGUAACAUGGGAAAAGAAGCACGAACAAUUAACGACAGCAACGACCACACAUACAUUCAGACACUGUACAUAUCAUGCGAUUCUGUCAAAGCCAGCAAAGUAGAAGGGGGGUUCACAAAUAAUGUAUAUCUCAAGAAGAAACCCGUGCAAAGACAGAGACGUUUGCUUGAGUAGUAUCGCGUGGAAGUGAGCGGCACAUGUGCGUGGGUACAGAUCGUGCAGUGUGUUUGCCUACCGUAGUAGAGCCUUGGGCAUCUUUCACAUGCAAGUGCGGCCGGAAGGCGGAAGAGCGCACAGACCGCGUGACUGUUGCCUCACAACGGACUCGUCUCACCAAGAGAGAGACUGCGCUCUAAACUUAUCGCAUACCAUCUUCUUGACCAUUUCCG
Molecule: messenger RNA, 1916 nt
Organism: Aureobasidium subglaciale EXF-2481
Lineage: Eukaryota; Fungi; Ascomycota; Dothideomycetes; Dothideales; Saccotheciaceae
Exons: 3
Coding region: 315-1532 (405 amino acids)
Source: RefSeq, a predicted model, not a curated record